ACGCAUACACACCGCCUUAUUCCAUCACUCUUCUUCUUCUCUCUCUCUAUUCUCUCUCUCUCUCUCUCUCUAGUUUCAAGUUGUCUGAAUAAUGGUGGACGUUGAAAAAGUGUGUUGUAUGUGUGGUGACGUUGGUUUCCCUGAUAAGAUCUUCCGAUGUAUCAAGUGCCACCAUCGCUUCCAACACUCGUAUUGUAGCAACUACUACGUUGAAUCAUCAGAACCGCCGGAGUUAUGUGAUUGGUGCCAAACGGAGGUGAUCCGGACAACCAAACCGGGUGGUUCUUCAAAGAAAUCAUCAAGCUCAAAAGCCGACCACCGGUCCGAAUAUUCGGGUUACAAGAUCAAGCAACAUGAUCGUGAAGAGGGGUCUGAUCAAAAAGGGAAGUCAUCAUCUUCCAAUGGGGCUCCAUCACCAAAAACUACUAGAAGGUACAAGCUGCUUAAAGAUGUCAUGUGUUGAUGAUGAUAAAGUUUGAAGUUUGGUCCCAAAGGUGAGAUCUUUAUGGAAGUUAAUGUUCUCAGUGUGUUAUUUCUGCUUUGACUUGAGGGUAAAAUGGGAACAAGAUAAUAAUAAUAAUAUUAUUGUGUACAAAGAAUGAAGGUAGUAGUAGUAGUCUACUAGUCUUUUUUUUUCUUUUGUGAUAUAAGUUUGGACCUUCAUCACUUAAUGUUUAAUAUUAAUGAUAAUGAUAACUAAAUAAGUUUGUAAAUC
Molecule: messenger RNA, 715 nt
Organism: Helianthus annuus (common sunflower)
Lineage: Eukaryota; Viridiplantae; Streptophyta; Magnoliopsida; Asterales; Asteraceae
Exons: 2
Coding region: 92-463 (123 amino acids)
Source: RefSeq, a predicted model, not a curated record